AUGGAUAGAUCACUGCUUGAUCUGAAGGCCACUGCUCGAUGUGCAUCUGGACUAGCUGUGUUCUGGAUUGUGAGGCCUCUAGCCAUGAACCCUUCACCCAAAGCACUAGCUGUGGUUGUGUUGUGUUUUGUACUGAUGAUGAGCAAGUCGUACUCGAGUGUCUUGGAAGUGAAGUUGGAGGAGGCUUUGCUUAUCGAUCCAUUGAAGCAUGAUGCUCUGUGGUGUUUGGGAAAUGCCCACACCUCCCAAGCAUUUCUCACUCAUGACGUUGAUGAGGCAAAGGUAGCUUUUGAUAAGGCAUGUGGCUGUUUCCAAAAGGCAGUAGACGAGGAUCCAUCUAACGAGCUCUAUUGCAAGUCCUUAGAAGUCACAGAUAAGGCACCAAAGUUGCACAUGGAGAUCCACAAGAAUGGGCUUGGUCAACAGACUAAGGGUGGGGCAUCUUCUGCUUCUACUUCUGUUAAUGAAAAGUACUCGUAAGGAUGGGAGUGUAACUGCACU
Messenger RNA from Juglans microcarpa x Juglans regia, 501 nucleotides. RefSeq names its product mitochondrial import receptor subunit TOM20-like. Gene Ontology annotation, biological process: protein insertion into mitochondrial outer membrane. NCBI's taxonomy places the organism in Eukaryota, Viridiplantae, Streptophyta, Magnoliopsida, Fagales, Juglandaceae. Bases 1 to 480 code for a protein of 159 amino acids. Gene Ontology annotation, cellular component: mitochondrial outer membrane translocase complex. The record is from RefSeq and is a predicted model, not a curated record. The transcript has 5 exons. Gene Ontology annotation, molecular function: protein binding.